AUGUUAUGGCCAAGUUUCCGAGCUUUAAAUGCACUUUCGCUGCCGCUGCGGAUUUCGACGUUGAAAACUCGCCGCUGUCGAAGAACGCUCCAAGACGAAGAACCUUAUUUCGAGCUUAUUGAGAAGAUGCCUCACCUCACUAACCCAAAGCUCAUCUCUGCCAUGCGUUUGGCCGUUGCUGACGUUGCUCAAACCCGAUAUGUGCUCCAUAGGGCCCACCAAGUAAAAAAGGAGGAGGAGUGUAGAAAGGCUGUCGAAAGGGAGAAGGAGAUUUAUAAAGUGGUGAUCUAUUUGGUUGAGAUGCACGAGGGGUAUGAGAAGAUGUUAAGUGAGGCGGAGAUUAGAUUGGAGAGGAUUUAUGAGGCUGCAGUGGAGGGGUAUGAGAAGAUGUUAAGUGAGGCGGAGAUUAGAUUGGAGAGGAUUUAUGAAGCUGCGGUGGAGGGAAAAGACGAGGCAGAAGUGUCAUUUAAAGAAAAGGAAAAUGGCCCUCAUGAGGGGGCGGAGGAAAUGAAUGAAGAAGUGGUGAGGAUUCUGAGGGAUGCAGAGUCAGGGAAGGCGAUUGAGAGAAUGGAUUUAGCGGGAAGAAGAUUGAGGUUGUUGCCCGAGGAGUUUGGAAGGUUUAAGUCAUUGGUUACGCUUAAUUUGUCAAACAGUCUACUUGAGGUUAGAGUUUGCAUAUGA
Fraxinus pennsylvanica is the source of this 681-nucleotide messenger RNA. Lineage: Eukaryota; Viridiplantae; Streptophyta; Magnoliopsida; Lamiales; Oleaceae. The record is from the annotation of a GenBank genome assembly.